Messenger RNA from Oncorhynchus nerka (sockeye salmon), 908 nucleotides. Its product is annotated as NADH dehydrogenase [ubiquinone] 1 alpha subcomplex subunit 8-like. The transcript has 4 exons. Gene Ontology annotation, biological process: mitochondrial electron transport, NADH to ubiquinone. NCBI's taxonomy places the organism in Eukaryota, Metazoa, Chordata, Actinopteri, Salmoniformes, Salmonidae. The record is from RefSeq and is a predicted model, not a curated record. The coding region runs from base 108 to 626 and encodes 172 amino acids.
UGCACUCACUGACCUUCCUUAUGCGGCCUCGUCCAGUAGCUAGACGAGGACCUUGAGUGUGUAUGACAUUGUUCUUUCAUUUUGAUUAAUCUGACAGAAACCGGACCAUGCCGGGUUCGGUGGAGGUUCCCACUUUUAAUGACUUGAAUGUUGAGGAGAUCAGUGUGUCAUCUGCGGUGCUGAAGGGAGCUGCCCACCACUAUGGCUCACAGUGUGACAAGGCCAACAAGGAGUUCAUGCUCUGUCGCUGGGAGGAGAAGGACCCUAGGAAGUGUCUGAACGAAGGGAGGAAAGUCAACGAGUGUGCACUUAACUUCUUCAGGCAGAUAAAGGGGAGCUGUGCUGAGUCCUUCACAGAGUACUGGACCUGCCUGGACUACUCCAACCUGGCAGAGCUGCGUCAGUGCCGCCAACAGCAGCAGGCCUUUGACAGUUGUGUGCAGGACAAGCUGGGCUGGGAGAGACCCAACCUGGGAGAACUGUCCAAGGUGACAAAGGUGGACACCUCUCGUCCCCUUCCUGAGAAUGCUUACCACUCGAGACCCCGGCCAGAGCCCAACCCUGUGAUCGAGGGCCAGCUGCAGCCAGCCAAGCACGGCAGCAGACUCUUCUUUUGGAGCUGGUAAAGGGUAAUCUUCCCAGCCUCCGCACCAAUCCUCACCUUAACCAUUAGUGGGGGGCAAAACUAGGGGCAACUUCACCCUACACCGGAAGGCAGUCCUCCAGAGCCUAUCCCAUCAUGCCUGCUGUCUUGUCCAGUACAGCCACCAUCAUCAGACCUGGUUGGACAGGAAGGGACGUCUGCGUGCACCAGCCAUCGUCACAUCUCCUCCUAUGUUGUAGAAAUGAUCAUGAAUGAACAAAAACUACUUGUGUUUUUUGUUGUGAAAUAAAUGCUAAAUGUUGAA